GCGUACUGUCACCCCGCCCGCCCCCAACAUGGCUGCGGCAAUGGCGGAGCAGGAGGGCUUCAAAGGUAGUGCCCGAAACCGGGGCGGGGUGCAGCGGGUGGAAGGAAAGCUGCGAGCCAGUGUGGAGAAAGGCGACUACUACGAGGCUCAUCAAAUGUACAGGACACUUUUCUUCAGGUAUAUGUCACAGAGCAAGCACAUAGAAGCAAGAGAAUUAAUGUAUUCCGGGGCUCUCCUAUUCUUCAGCCAUAGUCAACAAAACAGUGCUGCUGAUCUGUCCAUGCUUGUCUUGGAAUCUCUGGAGAAACAUGAAGUGAAGGUGACAGAGGAGCUUUUAGAAAAUCUGGCCAAAUUGUUUAGCUUGAUGGAUCCAAACUCUCCCGAAAGAGUUGCUUUCGUCUCCAGAGCUUUGAAGUGGUCUAGCGGAGGAUCUGGCAAAUUCGGUCACCAAAAGCUACAUCAGUUUUUGGCUAUUACAUUGUGGAAAGAACAAAACUACUAUGAGUCCCGUUAUCACUUUCUGCACUCGUCAGACGGGGAAGGCUGCGCAAAUAUGUUGGUGGAAUAUUCCUCGACCAGAGGAUACCGGAGCGAAGUGGACAUGUUUGUGGCGCAGGCAGUCUUGCAAUUUCUGUGCUUAAAGAACAAAACAAGCGCAUCAGUGGUCUUCACAACAUACACACAGAAGCAUCCGUUAAUAGAAAGGGGCCCUCCAUUUGUGCAACCCCUAUUAAACUUCAUUUGGUUCUUACUGCUGGCUGUAGAAGGGGGGAAAUUAACUGUAUUUACGGUGUUGUGUGAGCAAUAUCAGCCUUCUUUAAAGAGAGAUCCUAUGUAUAAUGAGCAGUCAUCAUCUUAUGGGGGGUUAUUGGGUAACCUACUGAACAGCCUCAUGGGCUCUGGAGAAGACGACGAUGUGGAAGACGGCCAAGAAGACAGCAGCCCCAUUGAACUAGAUUGAGAAAGAAGCAGCGAGUGAAUCUGGAGCUGCAUGAUUAAAAAAACAGGAGCUCAAAAGACCAAUUCUAUGAUUUGCAUCUUUGAAGGGUUGUUUUGUAAGCAGCUGUGGUGAGAUGUGUUAGUGUCCCGCUGAUGGAGACCUUUGCUCUGGGUACAUCAUGUUAAAGAGCUAGAGCGGAAUUCAUCCCGUGCAUACUGAACAUUUUUCCCCUCGAGCCUUUGCGAAUGGCGUGUGCAUUUUACUGUGAAGCACAUGGUUUUCCUAACAUGUCAAAGCCAAGCAGAUCAAUAGAGAGAAUCCCUUCACUUUAGCAAUUUGCCAUCUCAUUCCAUCAUCUUCUUUGUCGGGUUUUUGGUGAAUGAGGAAUUUUAGAUGUCUGUCCUUUAGGUAUACGCCCAUACUAUCAUUGUCACGCCUCCCACCUAUCUCCAUGUUUCACUACAGGAAACAAGCGACUCCCUGCACUACUCCAAGUACCCCUGUGCUGCAACUCCCAGUAUCUUCCAGCAGGUAGAAGGAUGGGAGUUGCGGUUCAGCAGCAGCUAGAAUAGCCACAGGUCAAAAACACAGUUGGGACUUCAACAAUUCUGUUUGAUGUGUCAACAAGUAUUUUCUUUUGCUGCUGUUGUUGUUGUUGCGAGCCUGCUGGGAUCCAGUGUGUGUGUGUGAGUGAAAGUGGAACGUUUGUUUCUCAGACACAAAAUCAAGAUAAACGACACCAAGAACAUUAUUUAAUAUACAAUGGACAUUCUUUUAAUAUAUUCAAUAUUUAUUACCGGCAAGGUGAUUUUUGUACAUUUAAUCCCCAUUCGUUCCUUUACUGGCCAACUCUCGCAGCGGCAAGCGAAUGGGAUGUUUUAUGUAUUAGACGAUGCAUUUAGGAGCGCCAGCUAAUUCCACGCGGCAGUUGGCGUCUUAUGAUUUAACAAUUAUGGGAACAUUUUUUUUGGUUUCGUUUUUUUAAAUUUCUCCUUGGGA
Xenopus laevis (African clawed frog) is the source of this 1939-nucleotide messenger RNA. It is a transcript of the gene get4.L, whose product is annotated as golgi to ER traffic protein 4 L homeolog. Gene Ontology annotation, biological process: protein insertion into ER membrane. Lineage: Eukaryota; Metazoa; Chordata; Amphibia; Anura; Pipidae. Gene Ontology annotation, cellular component: cytosol; BAT3 complex. The record is from RefSeq and is marked provisional.